This is a messenger RNA of Salmo salar (Atlantic salmon), 1249 nucleotides long. The record is from RefSeq and is a predicted model, not a curated record. NCBI's taxonomy places the organism in Eukaryota, Metazoa, Chordata, Actinopteri, Salmoniformes, Salmonidae.
CUUUUUAAGAAUGUGGUCCAAUGAUUACCGUUCAAACAAUCAACAUGGAACGAAUGAGAAAAUACAGUACUACAUGAGAAGAUUCCACUCAAAUGGGCACCGAUAAACAAGAUGUCAAACUCAGGUUUUAUGGUCAAUGAUGUUGCUGGCUCGUCAAGGGAGGGAACAGCUAAAAAGGUCCUUAGUCGAUGGAGGGGGACUACUGGUCCUGUUGUGGACCGUGGCCGGCCAGCCACCCAGCAGCCAGGUGGUCAACUGCACAGUUGCAGGACCCUGGUGCUCAGGAGUUCCAGUGGAAGAAGUCCAACCAGAUCAGUGCAGUCAAACUGGACAGGUGUACGGUGCAGUCACACACAGAAGGCUUCUUGCACAUACUGAGUCUGACUAACGCAGGGGUGAAAAUUCACCUCAAAUUGAAAUUGGAAGGAGAAACAUACCAGAGAAUCUUUAGUGGGAAGGCAGAGAGACUCGCCCUGAAGGACCAGACUGUGACCAUGGACGUUCCUCCUUCUAUCAUGCGGCCUCCCAUGUCAUUGGGAGCAGGCCCGUGGUGCCAGCGAGGCCAUCCUGUGUUAGGAGGUGGGUUGCCUCUACUUAUCCUGCCUGAGGCCAUGGAGAGAGGCCUGUAUGGGGAGCUGAACCUCCUACCAGUCACAGUUCUCACCCCCUGUGUAUUGCAGUACUCCAACCUGGCAACCAGAGUCACACGCAUACAGAUAUCCUUUAUCAAUCACAUCACACACAUCAUAUACCCUUGCUUUGGGGGCUAGUCGUUUAGAUAAAACCAUUUGAAAGAUGUCUGAGUAGUGACAGUAGACCCUUAUUCCUACUGAACCAUCAGUCUUUAACCCCAGUGGUACGUGCUGCUUUACAGCCCAGUAACCUUCCCCUGCUGGGGCCCUCAGCCUUCCUACAGCGUAAAACGUAUCCUGAUACACAGGUUAAACACCCAAUCCUUGCAGUGAGGGUCAUCAAAAAGAAAGGAGGACCAAGGCACUCUUCAUAUAAUUGAUUAAAAUGCCUUUAUUAGUAUGGCAUGUUCAAUAGAAACAAUGUUUUUAAAAAUCCGACGCGUUUCGACUGCAUGGCCUUCGUCAGAGAGUACAAAGAAAUAAUACAAUGUUCUCUUUUUAACAGCUUUUCCAAUUAACCCUAAUUUGAAUAGGUAGUGGUUAAAAUUGAUUGGACACACCUAGUAAGCAAUACUAUACACACUUUAAAGUGAAAUACUGUAGCUAUGUUAUCAUAA